Molecule: messenger RNA, 1143 nt
Organism: Osmia lignaria (orchard mason bee)
Lineage: Eukaryota; Metazoa; Arthropoda; Insecta; Hymenoptera; Megachilidae
Source: RefSeq, a predicted model, not a curated record
GCUGCCAAGAAAGCGAACGAAUCUCUGCCCACAGUCGAGCAUCGGACUUCGUUCAGCUCGGCCGAUUCGGAGCGGAGUCUUCCAGAGGGCUUUAGCAAGAUGCUACUUUACGCCGUGUGCCUUCUCUUGCUACCAGAUAUUUUAUCAAGAUCGUUCAUCAGCGCCGCGCCAAUCACCUAUGAUCAACGACAGACCGGUGACUUCAAUGUGGACGCGAAGUUGGAGAACUUCCUGGUGAUCGUCGCCACUUCCGGUACCACCGGUCUGUUCAACAACCUGGCAACGCAAGCGUUAGAGCUUAACGAAUUGAUAUCGCAGCGUAGCAAGGAAACUCAGGAGAAACCAUCCGAGACGAUGAUUUACGAAACGGAAGAUGCAAAUAGCGGUAAAGAGCCUUACCAUGUUGAAAUUGUUCACAUAGAUAAAGGAGACGUCACAGAUAAACUGUCCGAGAAGUUGCAAACACCUGAAGAAAAAAUUCAGUCAGAAAACUCUGAGAAAAUAUUGGAAGAAAGUUCAAGUACCGAUGAUAAAAAAGGGAGCAAAAGAGCAAGAAGUCUUUGGAAAGAAAAUAAAAAAGCAGGCGGAAGAAGGAACUCACACGUGAAAAAUCUUGAUCAAUCCGAUGAUCUGCCGGUUAAGGAAGAGAUAUCGAAAGCGGCAAGGCCAGGGAUAUCUUUAAAGAAGCAGCUAUCCAAGAAAGAAGAGGAGAACGCAUCUUCCGUAUCCGAGGAGAGAAACGAAUUGGGCAACAAUUACCAGGAGUUAGUACUUCUCGGAGGUGGUAUCGAGAACUGCGGACCUGGAAGAUACAGGGAUAAAUUAGGUGUAUGUCAGGACGACAAAAAUUUCAAUUAAAAUUCCUUACCAACAGUGAAGACUGUUUUUAUCUUAUCGCGCGGUCCUUGCAUACCGGUUACUAUGUAUAUGACAAUUGUGAUAUUUCUACAUCAUAGUUGCAAGUUAAACGAUGGUGCUUUUAAAUUAACCACACGUGUGUUAAGCAUGUAAUAACGAUACGUUCAAAAUUCCCGCGCGAACUUUGAUCUCGUAAUCAAACUUAUGUUAGAUAUAAACUCUAAAGCGUGUCCUAUCUUUUUUUUUUUUACAUUUAUACUAUUUAUAUAUUUCAUACAUUUGUAU